Messenger RNA from Archocentrus centrarchus (flier cichlid), 4845 nucleotides. It is a transcript of the gene flt4, whose product is annotated as fms related receptor tyrosine kinase 4. Gene Ontology annotation, cellular component: plasma membrane; signaling receptor complex. The transcript is spliced from 30 exons. The record is from RefSeq and is a predicted model, not a curated record. Gene Ontology annotation, molecular function: transmembrane receptor protein tyrosine kinase activity; ATP binding; growth factor binding. Bases 319 to 4506 code for a protein of 1395 amino acids. Lineage: Eukaryota; Metazoa; Chordata; Actinopteri; Cichliformes; Cichlidae. Gene Ontology annotation, biological process: protein phosphorylation; regulation of MAPK cascade; positive regulation of cell migration.
CGCUCCCGUCACGAGCAGAGGAAGGGGAAAUCGUUGAAAAUCCCAUUCAGUACCUUAUGCAUCCUUUUAAACAAAACGGGGAAAAAAGUGUUUUUUUUUCUUCCUUUUCCUCAGCACUUCGGCUACAGACAGGCAGACAACGUUCACCUGAGUUUUUCCCCCUAACUCCAUCCAAGGAUCUUCAUUCAAAUCACCUUCUCCACUAAGAGUCUGUUAAAGCCAAUCCGUAUUUUUGGUUUUUUUUCCCAAAAAAAAAAAAAAAAAAAAGGUAGAGAAACUCAGGUCAAGCUUCUGCACUUCUGGUCUGGAGAUCUGGAGAUGAAGACAGACUUUACGCUGUUCUGUCGGACUUGGAUUGGACUAGCAUACGCCUCAGGUCUGGUGAUAGGCUUUUCUAUGACUCCACCCGUCCUCGACAGCCCCAAAAACGAACUAGUGAUUCCAGCCCACACAACGCUCACUCUCACAUGCAGGGGAUAUAACACUCUGGCCUGGGCCUGGCCUGAUGGGACUCUGGUUGGACAAGAGCUAACCUACCGUCACUCCCAGCUGCCGUCCAUCUCGGCCCCCGGGCAGAGGGUAGCUUUAGUCACUGAGUGCCCGGGGCAGUCUGGGAGGCCGUACUGCAAGAGGCUUGUCCUGAAUGCGGCACAGGCUAAAGACACAGGCUACUAUCACUGCUCUUAUAAGGAUGCCAAGGCCAUCGUUGACGGCACCACUGCCGUCAGCAUUUAUGUCUUUGUCAGGGACUCAGAGCAGCCCUUCCUCAACAGCGGCAGCCUGGAGACCAUUUUCAUCACACACCACUCCACGAAUGUAAUAGUGCCAUGCCUGGUCACAGUGCCUGAUCUGAAUGUCACCCUCUACACGGUGUCUACCAGUCCCAAGCCUCUGGAGAAGAACGGGAUGAGAUGGGACAACAAACAAGGCUGGUCUAUCCCCAGAACCAUCGUAGACAGCAAUUUUCUACUUGGAUUUUUUUGUGCGGCCACACUGGGAGGCAAACAGUACCAAUCUUCCAACUACCUGUUCCACAUUACAGGAAGUCAGGUUUACGAUGUCAAGCUGUUUCCUGAGGAGCCAGUACAGCUGAUAGUGGGGGAGGCCCUCACCCUGAACUGCACAGCGAUGGUGGAGUUCAACACAGGGGUGGACAUCCAGUGGUCUUACCCGGGCAAGCAGAUGAACAGUUUGGUGCAAACUAACACCCAGCGUGAACCUCUGCCUCAAGCCACAGCUGCUUUUAGCAUCCUGACCAUCCACAGUGUCAAUGUCACAGACUCCGGCUCGUACACCUGCAAUGUUUCCAGCAUGGACGCAACAUAUACCCAACAAAGUCAAGUCAUAGUUCAUGAAAGGCCAUUCAUCCUCCUCGACUACAGAACUGGACCCGUUGUGGAGGUAACUGCUGGCCAGAAGUCGUACAAAAUACAAGUAAAUGUCUCUGCCUUCCCCACACCUGAAACGCAAUGGUAUAAAGAUGGAAAGCUGAUAACCCAGCGCCCAGAAUUCAAGAUGAAAAGGAUAAAAAUGCACCUUAACCAUGCUUUGGAGAUUAAGGAUGUUUGUCAGGAGGAUUCUGGGCUGUACGCUGUGGUUCUGAAAAACAAUGCUGCUGGGCUGGAGAGGAAGCUCAACAUCACACUUGUUGUCAAUGUCCCCCCACAGAUUCAUGAAAAAGAGGUGGCAGAUCCAUCCAGCCCUUACCCCAGUGGAAGCAGCCAGACGCUGACGUGUACCGCCUACGGUGUCCCCAUUCCCAACAUCAGCUGGCAGUGGAGGGCCUGGGGCCCCUGUGUCCUCAACAGCACCCAAAGAAGACUGGCCCGACGAGACCGGAAGAGUCGGAGUGACAGGAUCUCAGACUGUCAAAACUGGCAGGACAUUAACUCGGAAAAUGCGAUGAAUGAAAUCGAACCGAUUGAGUCGUCUCUGGAAGUGGUGGAUGGACGAGAAAAGAGAGUGAGCAGACUUCAGAUUCGCAACGCCAGUGUUUCCGUCAUGUACAAGUGUUCUGCUGAAAACAAAGCGGGCAAAGAUGAGCGGCUGAUCUACUUCUAUGUAACCACGAUCCCUGAGGGCUUCAGUGUGGACGUUCAGCCUUCUGAGUAUCCCCUGGAGCAGGAGAAAGUGUCUCUCCUUUGCAGUGCUGAUAAUUACACCUAUGAGCAGCUGCAGUGGCACCGCCUGGACCCUCAGGCCCUGCAGGACAAGGAGGGUAAGCCCCAGGAGCUGGACUGCAGGAGCGUGCACCUCUAUGCUAAUCCUCUCCCUGGUGAGCUCUCCUUCCAGGAGUCCUCCAACAGCUGGGUCUUGGAUUUCACCAUUGACUCCAUACAGCUGCAGAAUGAGGGACAUUAUGUAUGUGAGGCUCAAAGCAGACGCAGUGGGGAGAAACAGUGCCUGUUCCGAUACAUCUCUGUCAAAGCCCUGGAGGCACCACGCUAUAAGCGCAGCCUCACCAACCAGACAGUGAAUGUGACUAAGUCUCUGAAGAUGGAGUGCGAUGUGGAGGGUAGACCUCUGCCCCGACUCUUCUGGUUCAAAGACAACCAGCCUCUCCACCAAAUGUCAGGGAUCCAGCUGCAGGACUCAAACCGCACGCUGAGUAUCCAGCGGGUCAGAGAGGAGGAUGCCGGUCUUUACACCUGCACCGCCUGCAACCAGCGUGGUUGCGUGAACUCCUCGGCCGCCGUCAGCGUCAUCGGGUCAAGUGACAGGGCCAAUGUGGAGAUUGUAAUUCUCAUUGGGACUGGAGUCAUCGCAGUUUUCUUCUGGGCCUUGCUCAUCCUCAUCUUCUGCAAUGUGAAGCGGGUUAACCCAGCAGACAUAAAGACGGGUUAUCUGUCAAUCAUUAUGGACCCGGGGGAGGUGCCACUGGAUGAGCAGUGUGAAUACCUGCCCUAUGACUCAUCACAGUGGGAGAUCUCCAGAGACAGGCUCCGGCUAGGAAAAGUUUUAGGGCACGGUGCCUUUGGAAAAGUAAUUGAAGCGUCAAUCUACGGCAUUAGCAAGAGCAAAAGUUUGGACACGGUGGCUGUCAAGAUGCUGAAGGACGGAGCCACGGCCAGUGAGCACAAAGCUUUGAUGUCAGAGUUAAAGAUACUGAUUCACAUCGGCAACCACCUGAACGUAGUGAAUCUGCUGGGAGCCUGCACCAAACCAAAUGGCCCACUGAUGGUGAUUGUGGAAUACUGCAAGUAUGGGAAUCUCUCCAACUUCCUACGAGCCAAGAGAGAGUUCUUCCUCCCUUACAGGGAUCGCUCUCCAAAAACCCAGAGCCAGGUGAGGCGGAUGAUUGAAGCGGGUCAGAUGGACCAAAGCACUCGUAGGCCACCCUCUCCAUCCGCCUCCCCGCUCACCUCUCCCCAGAGUCCAUCAUCCAAUCCCUCCAGUCAGACUCCUGCAGUUGAGAAAAUGGAGGACUUGUGGAAAACUCCUCUGACGAUAGAAGAUUUGAUUUGCUACAGUUUCCAGGUGGCUCGUGGGAUGGAGUUCCUGGCCUCCAGAAAGUGUAUCCACAGAGACCUGGCUGCCCGGAACAUUCUCCUGUCAGAGAACAACAUCGUAAAGAUCUGCGACUUUGGCCUGGCCCGAGACAUAUACAAAGACCCCGACUAUGUCAGGAAGGGCAACGCUCGGCUGCCUUUAAAGUGGAUGGCUCCAGAGAGCAUCUUUGACAAAGUUUACACCAGCCAGAGUGACGUGUGGUCCUUUGGAGUUCUCCUUUGGGAAAUCUUUUCCCUCGGUGCCUCUCCGUACCCGGGGGUACAGAUUGAUGAAGAGUUUUGCAAGCGUUUGAAAGAAGGUGUCAGGAUGAGAGCACCGGAGACUGCCUCUCCUGAAAUAUAUGGCAUCAUGCUGGCCUGCUGGCAGGGCGAGCCCAAAGAGAGGCCCACCUUCCCCGCCCUGGUCCAGAUCCUGGGAGACCUGCUGCAGGACAACAGUCUACCCGAUGGGAAGGACUACAUCCCUUUGAACCACUCACAGAACUCAGAAGAUGAUGGUUUCUCUCAGGCCUCGUCACGCCCGCCAUCUGAGGAGGAACUGAGACUCGCUUGCAACACAAUGCCCACAAGGUAUUAUAAUUGUGUGCCCUUUGCCGGCUGUGUAUUUUUGGGGCCCUCCAAAAUAUGCCAGCCCAGAGUGAAGACCUUUGAAGAGUUGCCCCUUGAGCUGCAUCCACAGAAACCUCCUCAAGACAACCAGACUGACAGCGGGAUGGUUCUGGCCUCUGAAGAAUUCGAGAGAAUUGAGCACAACCACGGGGGUGUCGUCACGAAAAGUCGUGUAAACAGUAGCAGCAGCACAGAGCCUCUGACAGCCUCCCAGAAUUCCCCGGAUCAAAGCCAUGACACUGGCAGCUCCAGGCCCCGGCCCAACUUCUUCAGCCAGCUGUCGGGUCAGACCUUCUACAACAACGAGUACGGACAUCUGUCCGAGGAGGGCUUCUGCGACUUCUACUCCUCGCCAGCCACCGCCUCCCCGGCCUCUUUGAAUGUGUAAUUUUACCAAAGAUUCAUAUAAAAAGGGGUUUAAAGAUGGACAGCUGAGGUUGAGGUUUGCAGUAAAAUCUCAGUAUCGACAUGUAACUACUUCCUCGUGACUGAAGAUCAGGUUUUCAAUUCUCAUGAUUGUUUCUCCUCAUCUCAAAAUCCGUCCUCCCUCAGACUGUCGCCUCAACAAAUGGACUGAGCUACAUGUGCCUGAAGUUUCUCUAACCAGCCACUGCGUGGCAGCAUUAUGACAAAAACCAACCCACAAGUAUUUUCUAUUUACACAUAUAUAUUUUUAUCUUUUAUAUACAGAGUAUUCUUCCUUUAUUUGUGCAAAUUAUGACUCAUA